AUGGGAAAACUUGUGGAACACCUAGUAUCUGGCUUCGCCCUUGCCAGCCUUGGUUUCUGGCAUGCCUUCAACACAGUCAGAGCCUGCUAUGCAAAUGACUCUUCUAAAUUUACAGCAAGGUUUUGGUACCCAUUUAGGAGUCCAAUUUGCAAACUUAAAAAUCUGGAGCUCAUACUUGUCUUGUCUUUCUCCAUCUUGGCAAUUUUCAUGCAAAUCUUGGACUUUCCUCCUCUACACCUUUCUUUCAAACAUGAGAAUUUUGAGCAUGCAACUAUGUUCCUUCACCUUGCCAUUUUUUCUGGUUUCAAUCUUCUUGCAGAGCUAAGUCAUUUGCCUGAGACCCUAUCUGGCGUCUCCGGCAUACUUGCAGCCUCUGUUUUUGCUCAAGAGCUUUUCUUGCUCCAUUACCACUCAACUGAUCACAUUGGACUUGAGGGUCAUUACCAUGGGCUUUUGCAGCUCAUAGUAUUGGUGUCACUGUUCGCUGCAUUGGUUGUAACUUCUUGUCCUUCUAGUUUCCCUGCAGCACUAGUUCUUUCGGUUUCAGUCAUAUUACAAGGAUGCUGGUUCAUCGUUAUGGGAUUCAUGUUGUGGGUUCCUAAGUUCAUUCCACAAGGAUGUGUGGCGCAGUUAAGUGAUGCCAGCAGCAGCAUCAUGCAAGGAGCGGUCGUCUGUGAGACUCAAGAAGCUAGUUUCAGGGCAAGAGCACUGGCUAACUUGCAGCUCAGUUGGAUGCUUUCUGCAGUUUUGAUCUUUGUCACGGGGAUUUUGCUUGGAUUUUCCAGAGCUUUUGCACCUAGAGGACCAUCAACUGACUAUAAGCAAUUACAAACUAGAGCCACGGAUAUACCCUUACCAAUUACGGAAUUCAAGCAAACUUGGCCACGAGAAGUGAGAACUUGACUGACUACUCAAGUCUGGCAAAUUAGUUGCCAAUUAAAGGGCCUUCGAUGAACUUGGGAGUCCAUGUAGUGUUUGGAUUCCGAGGAAUGAUGUAUAUAAGAAUAAGUGAUUUUGGAGCGUUAAGCUAUCGUUUGCCCUCGAUGUAUUCCUGUCAAGACUGGUUUCAGUAUACUGAUGGA
Messenger RNA from Coffea eugenioides, 1082 nucleotides. RefSeq lists its product as uncharacterized. The transcript has a single exon. Lineage: Eukaryota; Viridiplantae; Streptophyta; Magnoliopsida; Gentianales; Rubiaceae. The record is from RefSeq and is a predicted model, not a curated record. The coding region runs from base 1 to 903 and encodes 300 amino acids.